GGACAGAGUUGUUUAUCCGUUAAAAGGAGGGAGGAGAAGGAACAUAACAGAAACCAAAAGGAGCUAUUGCCUCUCCCCAAUUCAUUAUUAAAAAUAGAUGUGGCGAGCACAGUAAAGGCAAGGCUUAAUCCAUUGUUAUCCUCAGUGGGGCUCUUGUAUGCCCCAGAGCUUGCCCUCCCUUGAAGUAAAAGCAGGAGAGUAAACACCUUGGCAGUAACAGGAAUCAGAAAACGAAACCAAGGCUGUCCUUUCGCCCAGGGAGAGGCAGCCAUGGCAGCAGGAACCCCUGAGAAGCAGCUUCGCGAAGAAGUGACUUGCUCCAUCUGCCAGGACUACUUCGAAGACCCAGUGACUACAAACUGCGGGCACAAUUUCUGCCGAGCGUGCCUGAGAGACGGGCUGGAGAAGAACCCUUUUUGCCCUCUGUGCAGAGCAGCCUUGAAGCCACGGCAAUUCAAGCCCAACAGGAAACUGGCAAACAUGGUCGAAAUAAUCAGGAAAAUGGAGGAGGGGAAAAACGCUAAGCUGUGUAAGGGGGACCAGGAACCCUGCAAGCUCUUCUGCAAGGAUGACCAGGUCCUCAUAUGCGUGAUCUGCAACCUAUCCAAGGAGCACCGAGAUCAUCACGUCGUCCCUGUGCAGGAGGCGGCCCAGGAGUAUAAGGUAGGGAAUUGCCACUGUUUGGGGGUCCAGAUGGAUAGAGCAGGAGGAGACACAAUAGAUGAGUCUGAAAUGGUACAUGGUGUGGCGAGCACUGCUGUUCUUUUGUUUAAGCCAGCGCUAGGCAGAAGGUGGGACGCGGGUGGCGCUGUGGGUUAAACCACAGAGCCUACGACUUGCGGAUCAGAAGGUCGGCAGUUCGAAUCCCCGCAACGGGGUGAGCUCCCGUUGCUCGGUCCCUGCUCCUGCCAACCUAGCAGUUUGAAAGCACGUCAAAAUGCAAGUAGAUAAAUAGGUACCGCUCCGGCCGGAAGGUAAAUGGCGUUUCCGUGCGCUGCUCUGGUUCGACAGAAGCGGCUUAGUCAUGCUGGCCACAUGACCCGGAAGCUGUAUGCCGGCUCCCUCGGCCAAUAAAGCGUGAGCGUCGCAACCCCAGAGUCGGCCACAACUGGACCUAAUGGUCAGGGGUCCCUUUACCUUUACAGGCAGAAGGUAGUUUGGGAUCUGCUGGUGGAACUGUAGGUGAUUUGCAAUAGGUUGGAAAGGCCUCUUGAUUCCCAAAUGUUUAAUAAUAAUAGCACAAUUGUAGCUAAGCGGCAUAUAAAGUGUUUAAGUGUUUAAAUAAACGAAAGACCUACAAUCUAAGUAUGCAAAAUAGAGGUGGGGUCAUGUAGCGAAUCACAAGAGGAUUGUGUCGGUGGUGGUGUUGUCGUUGUCGUCGCCCUGGCAGCCAACACCAGGAAGCUUUGAAAUUAAGAGCUGGGCCUCAUCUACAGUCCAUCGGAUCAGACUUGGCUUUAUAAGGAACUCAGUUGGGGGAAACUGGACUGGCUGACUAAGCAAAAGUCUUUUUUUUCUGUUUGUGCAGGGGAAAAUCGAGGCCCAGAUCCAAGCCCUGGAGAAAAAGAGAGAAAACAUUUUGCACCGGGAACAGGCUGAAGAUGAGAAGAAGCAGAAAUAUUUAGUAGGUGUUUGUUCCUCCAGCUCCAGUACUGGGGAUGAACAUUUUAGAAGUCGAACGGACUUCUGGAACAGAUUCCGUUCAACUUCCAAGGGACGACUGUACUACAAAUUUCACACAAGCUCAUUCUUGUCAUUGUGGACACAUUCAAAGCAGAUGCGCCCCCAGACAUUUCCAAAUGACUGAAUUAUUCAAAAUGCAAUUUAAAACAAGCAAUUUAAACUAUCCUCAAUGCACAUUUUGAACCGACAUAGCCAGUGGCAGAGAACGGGCAGUGCGGUGCAGGCGGUCUGCCCCAGGUGUCAUCCCUGAGGGGGGGUGACAAAAUCCCCCCUGGGUGGAUCACCGCCACGCCAAUAGGGAUGCCCAUAGGGAUGGGACAGGACAUGCGGUGCCAGUAGAGACAGGGUGCACCAUGGGGCCUCAGCUGAUCUACAACUGGGGGGAGGCAGUGGGCGGACAGUGGCUGUGCCGUGCAGUCCCAUCCUGUCCCCCGUGCGCACCACGUCCCUAUGGGCGGUUCGCCUUGCCCCUGUGGGCGGUUUGCACCACCCCUAUGGGCAGUUUGCCGCCCCAGGUGCCCAAGAGGCUUCCUCCGCCGCUGGACGUAGCAGGCUGUUGAGGUAUAAGGUGCCCAGAAAACCUUUUAAGAGAAUACAUGGGUACGGGUCUUGUGGAGACCGUCAGUACUUGCCAGAGGAAGGGAAGCAUCAUGAUGUCAAAACGAUCAACAAUUACCUGACAUUCAGAAGACAUCUUAAGGUAGCCCUGUUCAGGGAAGUUUUUAAUGUGUGAUUUUAGUGUAUUUUUGGUUUCUAUGGAAGCCACCCAGAGUGGCUGGGGAAACCCAGCCAAAUGGGCGGGGUACAAAUAAUAAAUUAUUAUUAUUAUUAUUAUUAUUAUUAUUAUUACUACUACUAUGUGCCAAAUUACAGUGGUACCUCGGGUUACAUACGCUUCAGGUUACAGACGCUUCAGGUUACAGACUCUGCUAACCCAGAAAUAUUGCUUCACGUUAAAAACUUUGCUUCAGGAUGAGAACAGAAAUUGUGCUCCGGUGGCACGGCAGCAGUGGGAGGCCCCAUUAGCUAAAGGUUAAGAACGGACCUCCAGAACGAAUUAAGUACUUAACCCGAGGUACCACUGUAAUUCGUUGCUACAGGCACACACUGUUGCUUAAUUUGGAUGGGUUGUAUGUCCUCCCCCUCAUCCCCCUAAAAAUCUGCUCUGGAAGUUCCCCUAUCCCCCUGGAGCAGACUUGAGGUUGCCUGGGGGUUGUAGAAAAGGAAAGGGGAAUUCUGUUGUGUGAACAGAAGUGUGUUGUGCAAGUGGGACAGCAGCGUCAGAUACAACCCAGUCUCCUAUUCCCCUGUUUGCCACCUUUCCUUAUGUCUCUUUUCCCCCUUGCCGCUCUAGUCACAGGUGGGAGUGGAGAAACUCAAUAUCAGGUGUGUUUUCAAGCAAAUGCAGAAGUUCCUUAAGGAAAACGAGCGCCGUUGGCUGGCCCAGCUAGGAGAUCUGGAGAGAGAGGUUGAGAAGACAUGGAAAGAAAAUGUUGCCAGCCUCUCCGAUGAGUCUUUCCGCCUCAACACGCUUAUCAGCGACAUGGAGAGGAAGAGGCAGCAGCCAGACAGCAAAUUCUUGCAGGUGAGACUGGAGACAGAGAUGGAUCCCACUCUCUUGUUAUGAAAAAACGUGCCUAGACUUUCCGUUGUUGUGCCCAUAACCUAGGUUUAAGGUGUCAUUUAGCUCCUAGCUUUCAUAUCUCAGUUUCUAACACUGUAUAAUAAUUAUUAAAUAAAUCUGAAACAAGGCAACUAACUGACACAGCCAUCCUUCAAAAUUCACACUUCUCUGAAUUUUGCCAUGCACGUCUCCAGCAAAACACUGUGUAUGCAUUAUGCUAAGGAAAAUUGAUGUACAAAAAUGUGUGUAUUUGAGGGGGGAAUGCAUAGAAAAAUGCACAUUAUUAGGAGACUGAUGAAUUUCCGUGAAGGACUUCCAUCGCAAAUAGUUUUGGAAACGUCGAGAACUUCAUUUAGGGCUGCAAAAACCAGAAGCUGCAGGAAAGUGGAAUUAACAGAUGCACCUGUCCCAACCUGAGACCCAUUUCUCUCUUUCUUUCAGGACAUAAAAAAUACCCUGAGCAGGUAUGUGACUCUUUCUGUGUCCGCUUGCUGUUCUUUCUGGUUUUGAUGGUCUCUUGCAGCAAAAGCAACAAAUGAUGUUGCGGCACCUUUAAAGACAAAUGGAUUUAUUACGGCAUGUAAGCUUUCGUGGAUGACUGUUCCCUUGAUCAGAUACCUGAUGUUGUUACCAUGAGUUUCAGGAACACAGCUACAAUACAUAGUUGGAGAGGGAGGGGCAGUAUCGUAAACAGUGAGGUCAAAAGGAAGUGAAGGUUUUGAGCAGUGGACUCCUCUCUCUCUCUCUCUCUCUCUCUCUCUCGCUUUCACUUUGUCUCACUCUCUAACACUCACUCACCAAUUACGGCGGUACAUUCUGGAAGACCGUUUGAGUUCUGAAACGUUCAAAAACCGAAAACAGUCGAAAAUUAGGCUUCAGGAUCUUGCACACAGCAGAAGCUGCGUGGCAUAUUCAACUUUCGAGGCGUGUUUGGAAACCGAAGCAUUUGCUUCCGGGUUUACGGCGUUCAUAAACCGAAAUGUUCGACAAUGGAGACAUUCGCAAACCGAGGUAUUGCUGAAGGAACCUUGUCACAAGUAAAUAAAAUAUCCGGUCUGCCGCUUCAUGCUACAAUGGGAUAAGGGAAUCUGCGGUUCUUCUGGUGCUGCUGAACUUACAGCUCCCAUCAUGCCUGACCAUUGCCCAUGCUGGCUAGGGCUGAUGGGAGCUGUAGUCUAACAAUAUCUGUAGGGUCAUGGAUUCCCCAGCCUUGUGAUUCAGGCCUGCAGGAGGACACAGUGCUUUCAAACCAUUCUUUUAACUGGCACUCAACUUCUUUCCAGGUGUCAGGAGGGGCAACUGAGGCAGGUGGUGGAGCUUUCUCCAGGGCCUGAGGAAGGACUCAGAAGUUACUCUCAUAAAAGACUGGUUCUCAAAAAGGUCAUGGAAGAAAUUGAAGGUAUUGGGGGACAGCUCCAGGAGGCGGGCGGGUUUUCCAGAUUGGGUGCAUGCAAAGCGAGGGGCUGGCUUUCUCUGCAAUGUCCCAGGUGUCUGACAAGUGAGGCUGUGUCACACCUCUUCCCGUUUCCUAAAAUGGGGCUCAGGGUGUCUUCCGUAAAAGGAUCCUCCUCCUCAAAGGCCACCUCUGCACCAUACAUUUGAAGCACUGUUAUUAGAUCACUUUAAGUCAUGGCUUCCCACCCCACCCCCAGGAAUCCUGGGAAUGGUACCUUGUCAAGAGUGCAGAGACAUCUUCUCACUUCACAAAAAUACAAUUCUGGGAGUGGUUGAACAAUCAAAUCCUUCUGAGAACUGUAGCUCUGUAAGAGGAAUGAGGGUCUCCCAGAGUUUGGAGACCCACAGACUAGACCACAUUAUACUGGCUUAUCAGGGAUGCCAAUUUGAAUAGAAUAUUGUGGGGCCCAGGUAAGCCCCGCCCCACUGAUCACAUGACACAGUGCACACACACCAUUUGAAUGGGAAUGCCCAUCAACUUUGUGGGGGCCCGGCCCCCUCAAAUAUUUCAUUGUGGGGGCCGAAACCCUCACAGCCCCUAGGAGUUAGCUCCUACGCGGCUUAUUAUUGACUCCAUCUAAUAUAUGGUUUCUAAACUUGCAUCUGUGCAUAUUAAACUGCACGGGAGUAGCCAGCUUGGUGCUUUCUAGAUGUCACCAGUCUCAACUAACAUAGUCAAUGAUCGUAGUCCAAAUAGCCCCAGAAGGACCAGAGGAGUAUAGCAUCUAGAUCAAGGGAAGUAAUAGUGCCACUGUAUUCUGCUCUGGUCAGACCUCACCUGGAGUACUGUGUCCAGUUCUGGGCACCACAGUUCAAGAAGGACAUUGACAAACUGGAACGUGUCCAGAGGAGGGCAACCAAAAUGGUCAAAGGCCUGGAAACGAUGCCUUAUGAGGAACGGCUAAGAGAGCUGGGCAUGUUUAGCCUGGAGAAGAGGAGGUUAAGGGGUGAUAUGAUAGCCAUGUUCAAAUAUAUCAAAGGAUGUCACAUAGAGGAGGGAGAAAGGUUGUUUUCUGCUGCUCCAGAGAAGCGGACACGGAGCAAUGGAUCCAAACUACAAGAAAGAAGAUUCCACCUAAGCAUUAGGAAGAACUUCCUGACAGUAAGAGCUGUUUGACAGUGGAAUUUGCUGCCAAGGAGUGUGGUGGAGUCUCCUUCUUUGGAGGUCUUUAAGCAGAGGCUUGACAACCAUAUGUCAGGAGUGCUCUGAUGGUGUUUCCUGCUUGGCAGGGGGUUGGACUCGAUGGCCCUUGUGGUCUCUUCCAACUCUAUGAUUCUAUGAUUCUAUGAUUCUAUAGGUUCCCCAUCCCUCCUUGGGAAGAGACUCCCCCCAACCAGUCUCAACUCUUUGUGGAUGAUUAUGUGUUGGACUACAGCAGGGGUAGCUAAUGCAGUUCCUUCCAGGUCCUGUGGAGAGACUCCUGCUCAUGUCAGCCCUAGCCAAGCUGGAGUCCAGCAUGUUAGAAUUCCUGCUCCAUGAUUGCAGUCAUGGGAUUUUUGUCUAUCACAUGACGGUAUAUGUUUUGUCUCCACAGAGUGGGAAGUGACAGGAACAGGAUGUUUGUGUUACUGUAUUCCAUGAAGUGGGACUAUUGUCCUUUGUUCUUUUUCUUUUUGCUGUCUGAUGCUAGAGAGAGAGGGAGCCAUGUUGCAGUGUUCCGUGUGUAUUUAUAUGUAAAUAAAGUAGAUUAGCCAAAAUGCUAACCUGUUACGCAUGAUGUGCAAACUCAGCAGAUCCCUAAGUGUGCCGGUGUCAGUUAGCAUUGGUCGCUGUGAUGUUCGGGCUGAAGAAAGCUUUUGAAGCUCCCGAACGAAAGACCAGGAGGGAGAGAACAUGCCAGUUGGGCAUGGUUCUACUCGAGUGUAGGCUGAGCUCCUGACACAGCAACAUCUGGAGAACCCCAGCUACCUCUGGACUAGAGCAUUUCUCCUGGUGGAGAUGGAAAUGGAGGGGGUGGAAUCUAUUGCCUGGCAACUUAAGUAUCCAUUAAUGCAGUCACCCACUUCUUAAGCAGGAACAGAGUGCAACAGCUCUCUCCUGAUCUGCAAUUCACUGGUGACUGGUAUUCACAGCCAUGCUGCCUCUGACAGUAGAGGGAGAAUAUAGCCAUGGAGCCAGUGUGGUGUAGUGGUUAAGAGCAGUAGACUCGUAAUCUGGUGAACCGGGUUCGCUUCCCUGCUCCUCCACAUGCAGCUGCUGGGUGACCUUGGGCCAGUCACACUUCUCUGAAGUCUCUCAGCCCCACUCACCUCACAGAGUGUUUGUUGUGGGGGAGGAAGGGAAAGGAGAAUGUUAGCCGCUUUGAGACUCCUUUGGGUAGUGAUAACGCGGGAUAUCAAAUCCAAACUCUUCUUCUUCUUCUCCUUUGAUUCUUCCUCUCCAUCAAGUUGCUUCCCUUUACUCCUAAAGCAGUUUUCAAAUCUAAAAAAGAAGAAGCAUAGAUUUGUUCACUAGUGUUGUUUAAAUGCUGGUUGUACGAAGUUAUUCUGUUAUUGACUCAUGUUGCUGUGUGCCUCACCUGAAGUAAAUUUGUCCUCCUUUCCUUCCCAUAACAGAGUCUUUGAAAGAAGCACUGAGCAAAGGUAAUUUUGUGGUAUUUUUAUGGGAAGCAAAACUCUGGUGAGGGGAGACGAUGGGAGGAGUCCCUCAUUUAAAAAUGAGAGAUGGGGAGAGGAAGGCGUUUGCAUUGCACCAGGUGAAAGGUGGGGAGGAAAUGAUGCAGUUUUGGGUUUUGGCGAGGUUUCCUGGAGGACUCCUAAGGAAAGGAGAGAGGAGGCUGAGGGAACCCUCCACAAGGGAGGGUGUUCAGAAAAGGGUAAGAGGCUGCCAGCUCUGCAGGCAAGAGGCGAAAAACUGGGCUCCUGAGCCACACAGGGAAGCUGCAGAAAGAAUGUACAGUGGUACCUCGGGUUAAGAACUUAAUUCAUUCUGGAGGUCUGCUCUUAACCUGAAACAGCUCUUAACCUGAGGUACCACUUUAGCUAAUGGGGCCUCCUGCUGCCGCUGCGCUGCCAGCACACAAUUUCUGUUCUCAUCCUGAGGUAAAGUUCUUAACCCGAGGUACUAUUUCUGGGUUAGCUGAGUCUGUAACCUGAAGCAUCUGUAACUUGAAGCAUCUGUAACCCAAGGUACCACUGUAGUUGCUCAAGGCAGCCGUGGACUCCAAAAGGUCGAAAACCUCUGGUGUAGACAAUACUAAAUCAGACUGCAGGGGGUUAGACUACAUGCCCUUUGGGGUCCCUCCCAAUUCUGUGAGUCUGUGAUUCUAACAGUCAGCCUUGUUAUAUGGCUUCCUAGGUUUCUAAUUAAAAUGCUCAUCUCAGUAUUCUGUGAGUGUUUCUUUCGUCGUUCUUUUUUUUCAUGAACUGACAUACUUGCUAUAUGUAUUAUUAUCUCGCUUUACGUUUCUCCACAUUUUAUUUCCCAAAAACAGAGCCGGCAAAGGAAACAAUGAGCAAAGGUAAAUAUUAGCAGGGAAAUGUAGGAGAUGGGGGAACUCUUGAUGGGUGAUGAAGGCUUAAAUAUCUAUAAUGAGGUUGCAUCUGGCAGGUGGUUCCACACACCUUUCUUUCAGAAAUGUCAAAGAACCUGACUGAUAGAGGCAGACCAGAGUAGCAGCUCACAGAGAUUGCAGAUGUGGAUUGAUUAUUAUUAUUAUUAUUAUUAUUAUUAUUAUUAUUAUUAUUAAAUGCCUAUAUUGACGUUCCUUCCAAUGGAACCCAGGAAGGCAAACACCAAAAUAAAAUUAAACACUAACCACCACCACCAAAUUAAAAAUAAAAUAAAAACUUUUUUUAAAAAAAUAAUAACAUGGGGGAAAAAACAUUUUUGAUGUCAAGAUCAGUUAAAACAUUUUUUUAAAUUGCCAGCACCCAGUCAUUGCUCUUCUGCUUUAAAUUGCCAAUAUAAUCGCAGUUCUUCCAGACUUAAUAGAUUCCAAACAACUUUCUGCAACCCUGUGAGCAGAAUCUUCUCUUUCCAUCUCCGGAUGUUGUGAAGAGGGAAGUUUUCAAUGGGACCAUAAUGUGAGGGGCAGUAUCAAAUUCUCCCUCCCCCUUUACUGCACUCUCAGCUAUGAUUCAUCCUCCUCAGUCGCAAUUGAUGGGGUGGGGAGAAACUGGCUCAGCUGUGAUGCUAUUGAAAAGGGAAGGGUUAAAGUGAUAGAGCUGAUUUAUAGGGAGGAGAGACAGACCAUAGAAGCCCCAUAAAAAAGUGAGUUAACUAAGGGCUUAUCCACAUUUACCUUUUGCCCCAUGCUUCCUAGGCACAGGUUGUGCACUUAAAAGCUCUGCGUCCCAGUAUUUGUUUGUUUUGCCCUAGCGCUUUCCUCGCAAAAACCUGCUCUUUAGUGCUUAAUCAGAGCAAACAUCAAUUCAAGUUUUCCCGCAGAUUGCCAUUUGCUCCGAUUGAGCUUUAAAGAGCAGGUAUUUGUGGGAAAAUCUCUGGGGAUGAAGAAAGGGUGCCUGGAAAAAGUGGGGUGGGGAGGCAAGUGUGGACAAGCUCUCAGUGUGGCUGUUCUGCUUUAAAUUUCCAGUGUGGAAGCUGAGCGAGGGUGUGAGCUGACCCCGUGAUGUCCUCUGUUUUUUGUUGGUUGUUAUGGGCAUGCAUUUUUGUGCUUUUAUAUUGUGAACCACCCUGUUAUCUUCAGACGAAGGGUAUAAGAAUCAGCGAGAAUGCUGAUUGCUAAAAAUUGGAAGGGAGAGAAAACACCUACGAAGGAAGAAUGGCAAAUUAAAUUAUGUGAAUACUUAGAAGUAGCAAAAAUGACAAAGGUAAUCAGGAACCAAUCAAACCAAAAGAAUUUACAGAGUAAAGUGCAAGUAGAUAAAUAGGUACCGCUCCGGCGGGAAGGUGAACGGCAUUUCUGUGCGCUGCUCUGGUUCGCCAGAAGCGGCUUAGUCCUGCUGGCCACAUGACCCAGAAGCUGUACGCCGGCUCCCUCAGCCAAUAAAGCGAGGUGAGCGCCACAACCCCAGAGUUGUCCGCGACUGAACCUAACGGUCAGGGGUCCCUUUACCUUUACUUUUCUCAAAGUAGAUAACAAUAGAUAAUUAUGUAAGAUCAAUGAAUUAAAAGAAGAAAAAGGACACAGUUAAAAAGUAAAGAAGAAGUAAGGAGCCGCAAUGAGGUGGAGGGAAGUCACUCUUAAAGAUUUUAAGACUUAAUGUAGCCGUAUUAUUUGAUGUUGACUUAUUUUGGUUUUUUGUGUAUAGCUUAUUGCGUCUUGAAUAACGGAUGGAGUAACUGUACUAAUAAUCAAACUCAGUAAAGAAUAUAUCCAGAAUAUCCAGAAUCUUUGGGCGAAGGGUUUUCCAUGGGGAGGGAGUGGGCCAAGCGGAAAACUGCUUGGACCCACGCUUUCUAGGUACGGGAACAGCAGAAGUGUGGGCGAGCCCCAAAAGGAGGGGGGAAAGGAACAAGUUCAGCAGCAGGCAGGGGAAGAGGAGGAAAUGAGAAACAGUUUCUACCCAAAUGCAAUUUUAGUUUUAAAGGCAGUGUAAGGAGUCUCUAUGGGAGUAUAUUGUAUUUAAAAAUGGGGUAUCAGAGUUUUUAGGGGGCUAACCAGGUUGGGAUAGCUGGGAUAGCAGCCUUGGUGGGUUUUGAAUGUUUUAUGUACAUUUUUCAAUUUUGUCGUUUUGUAUGGGACAAUGACAAUAAAGAUUAUUGUAUCAUAUUGUAUAAUAAUAAUAAUAAUAAUAAUAAUAAUAAUAAUAAUAAUAAUUUAUUAUUUAUACCCCGCCCAUCUGGCUGGGUCCCCCCAGCCACUCUGGGUGGCUUCCAACAAAACACUAAAAUACAAUAACCUAUUAAACAUUAAAAGCUUCCUAAACAGGGCUGCCUUUAGAUGUUUUCUAAAAGUUUGAUAGUUAUUUUUCUCUUUGACAUCUGGUGGGAGGGCGUUCCACAGGGCGGGCGCCAGUACCGAGAAGGCCCUCUGCCUGGUUUCCUGCAACCUCACUUCUCGCAAUGAGGGAACCACCAGAAGGCCCUCGGCACUGGACCUCAGCGUCCGGGCAGAACGAUGGGGGUGGAGACGCUCCUUCAGGUAUACUGGGCCGAGGCCGUUUAGGGCUUUAAAGGUCAGCACCAACACUUUGAAUUGUGCUCGGAAACAUACUGGGAGCCAGUGUAGGUCUUUCAAGACCGGUGUUAUAUGGUCUUGGCGGCCGCUCCCAGUCACUAGACUUGCUGCCGCAUUCUGGAUUAAUUGUAGUUUCCGGGUCACCUUCAAAGGUAGCCCCACAUAGAGCACAUUGCAGUAGUCCAAGCAGGAGAUAACUAGAGCAUGCACCACUCUGGCGAGACAGUCUGCGGGCAGGUAGGGUCUCAGCCUGCGUACCAGAUGGAUCUAGUAAACAGCUGCCCUGGACACAGGGUAUUGUAUGGUAGCGUAGAUGGCUCUGGGGAGGCCCUGGUCACUCGGCAGCCACUGAGCUCAACAUUUUCUUUCCUCUCUUUUUUUAACGCCGCUCACCUUCUUUCCUUUCUCUCUCUUUCCCCCUUCAGUGAACGUGAUUCUGGAUCCCGACACGGCACACCCUUUCCUGGUUCUCUCAGAGGACCUGACCAGCGUGAGAUGGGAAGACGGAUAUCGGGGCCUGCCUGAGAACCCCGGGAGAUUUGACAGGGAAUUCUGUGUGCUGGGCUGCGAGAGAUUCACGUCGGGAAGACACUGGUGGGAGGUGGAGGUGGAAGAGGAGGAAGGGGCGAUGUGGGCCUUAGGGGUGGCGCGAGUUUCCCUCAGGAGGAAGGGGUGUUUCAGCUUCAGUCCGAAGGAAGGCAUCUGGGCUGUGGGGAAGAGACCGCACGGCCCGCCUUGGCCUUGCCAGCUGUUUGCUUUAACUUCCCCUGAGUGGACUCCUUUGGCCUUGAGCCACGAGCCCAGGAAGAUCCGGGUGUCCCUGGACUAUGAAGGGGGGCAGCUCCACUUUUUUGAUGCCGAUUCAGAUGGCUUGAUCUUUGCUUUCCCUUCAGCCUCCUUCUCCGGGGAGAGGAUCCUACCCUUUUUCCAGGUGGUCUCAGGGGUCACAAUGAAUUGCUGAAUCUUGAGGAGAAUCCUCAUAUACACCACACACAACACCAUUAAUGGAGGCCCUGUCGACUCCAAAAAUUUAGGUGGGGAAUCUGAGGCCCCUCCAGAUGCUCCCAUCAUCCCUCAUGCUGGCUAGGGGCUGGUGGGAAUGAUGACCAACAUCUGCAGGGCCACAGGUUCCCCACCUCAGAUCUAUGCUGAAAUAUACUCAGAGUCGAGAGUGGAUUUCAUGCUCUUUAUUCAGCUCAUAGUGGUGAGGAGGAAUGGAAGUUCCCCUAGAAUGUCUGCUUUAGGUACAUUAUUUACACAAUGGGCCCCACGUGAUUGGCUAAUUCUGGGAUUCUCCUGUAGGCCAACCAGGUUGUGGAUUCACUUCCACCUGGAGCUGGGUUGGGUGGCUCCUGUGGACCAAUCAGAGUGCUGCAUUCUGAAUCCUAUUGUUCUAGGACCAAUCAGACUGCUGCAUUCUGGAUCCUAUUCAACUCAGUACUUAACAUAUGCUUUUCUCAGAGCCAAGCAAGAGGCUAGAGUCUGGGCCCCUCAGGGCAACACAUUUAUCAAGCAUUCGCCCUCAUUUGCUUACAUAGAGGUUUGGCUUUAUCUAGUCUUUCCCGAAUAUUCCUUCUGCUUUGCUGGUGUGGCAGUUACACGAGGACAGACAGAUGUUUGUUCUGCAUUCAUCCACAUCCUGAUUGGAUGGGGAACAAAACUCCUUCAUUGAUUAUUCGGAUAAACACUUUAGUCUUAACCGAUUGCAUAUUUGCUGUAUUUUUUGUCUUUAAACCUUUCACAAGUCACUUUGUGGCUCUUUCAUUUCAAAAGGUGAUGGAUAAAUAAAUAAAUCUCCUUAUUUGCUUUCAGAGUGUAUGCGUGCCUCCCUGUUAUUAAGUUAGCCCGCACUUUUUAAUGCAUUUCUUAUAUACUUUCGAAACUGCAGGAAGUCUGAAGGGAAGUUCCAAACACACCAAGCCUAACACACCUAGACAUUCUAUCAUUCUUCAGUUCAUUCCAAGUUCAUGAACAAAACAAUAUGGUCUGUUCUUAAUGCAUAGCUGACCACAUCUACGGAACUUCAUUAUUAUAUUCUUUCAUGUUAUGAUCAAUCAUUAGUAAUUGUUUUAGUCAUGUUAUAUUAAUCUUUAGUUAUAAUUUAAUUAGGAGGAUUCAUGCCUGUCUAGUUCCAGCCCCAUUUCUCAUCCUUUGAUCUAUCAAUGAUAAAUAGUCAUAUGUAAUUCCCGCCUUGUACCUAUGUUAACCAAUCAGCAACAAGAUGCUUUGUGUUUGUAUCAACCAAUCAGCCACAAGCACACCUGUGGCAAUGUUUGUAAUAUUCAAUAAAAGAGAGUUCCCGGGGCUUGCCCCGGGGAGACGCCUCUCAUAUGACACCUACCACUCGUCUGUCGUGAUUUCAACCCAACA
Messenger RNA from Podarcis lilfordi (Lilford's wall lizard), 13215 nucleotides. The record is from the annotation of a GenBank genome assembly. Lineage: Eukaryota; Metazoa; Chordata; Lepidosauria; Squamata; Lacertidae.